Molecule: messenger RNA, 2109 nt
Organism: Sebastes umbrosus (honeycomb rockfish)
Lineage: Eukaryota; Metazoa; Chordata; Actinopteri; Perciformes; Sebastidae
Product: aquaporin-3-like
Exons: 6
Coding region: 577-1470 (297 amino acids)
Biological process (GO): glycerol transmembrane transport; water transport
Cellular component (GO): basolateral plasma membrane; plasma membrane
Molecular function (GO): urea transmembrane transporter activity; glycerol channel activity; water channel activity
Source: RefSeq, a predicted model, not a curated record
CUGCUUGAGCACGGCAUCUAUCAGUAUCCAUGGUGACGGAUGUUACCUACUUAUGGUGGAGAGUGCUGUGUGCAUCCCACAGUUUACCUGUUUGUUUAUACAUUCCUCUGUAAUGUGGAGUGUCUUCUGCAGCUGUGAGUGUGACUUGUGAAGAGCAAGUGAAGAGGGAACGGUUUGGUGGGAAAGGGCCUUCGUCAUCUCGCGUCCCUCAGGAUGAAGUCGUUUGCUUGAUGUAUGCACACAAUUAUGUACAGACAGAUUUGUAUUUUAAUUUGGUUUAAUUUUAAAGUAGGGCAAAGAGCCGUGAAAAAGAACCAUCAGUUAGCUCCAAGAGUAAACGUGCAACUUUAUAGCUUUAUUUUUUCAUAUUUUGGCUGCGCUGCAGAGAGAGAGAAAUGCUGAAAGGAAGUCAGAGUGGGAGCUCAGCAGCCAUGGGUGGAGAUGUGUUUAGGAGUGGCAGGCAGUCCAAAGGGAGGGAUCCUAUGGAGACCCCUAAAAGCUGAUGCACAGCCACUGACUCACAUUCGCUGUUAGACCACAGACCCUACCUCAAGAUACUCCUAGAAUAACUGCAUCAUGGGAAAACAGAGAGACGUUUUGGAGAAACUGGCAGGGACCUUUCAGAUCCGACAUGUGCUCUUCCGCCAGGCCCUGGCUGAGUGCCUGGGAACCUUUAUUCUGGUGAUGUUUGGUUGUGGCGCAGUAGCACAGCUGGUGCUAAGCGGAGGCUCCCAUGGCACGUUCCUCAGCGUCAACUUUGCUUUUGGUUUUGCUGUAACGUUGGGCAUCCUUGUGAGCGGACAGAUCUCAGGUGGUCAUCUGAACCCAGCGGUGACCUUCUCUCUGUGUUUACUCGGGAGAGAGCCCUGGAGGAAGUUCCCGCUGUUCUUUUUCUUCCAGACCCUCGGAGCCUUUCUGGGUGCAGCGAUUGUAUUCGGCAUGUAUUUUGAUGCAUUAUGGGACUUUAGCCCCGGGGAGCUGAUCGUGGUGGGAGAGAAUGCCACAGCUGGAAUUUUUGCCACAUAUCCAUCCAAACAUCUCACCCUGGUUAAUGGGUUCUUUGAUCAGGUUAUUGGAACGGCUGCGUUGAUCAUGUGCAUCCUGGCCAUAGUUGAUCCACACAACAAUCCUGUCCCUAGUGGUCUAGCACCCUUCACCGUGGGCUUUGUGGUGUUGGUCAUCGGCCUGUCGAUGGGCUUCAACGCUGGCUAUGCCGUCAACCCAGCCAGGGACCUGGGGCCGCGCAUCUUCACGGCUAUGGCAGGCUGGGGUACAGAGGUUUUCACAGCGAACACCUACUGGUUCUUUGUGCCCAUCUGUGCACCCUUCUUGGGUGCAGUGGUGGGUGUGCUGAUAUACCAGCUAAUGAUUGGAUAUCAUUUAGAAGGAGAAGUGCAAGAGAAGCAGAAGAAGGAGGAGGAGGAGGAAAGGUUCAAACUUUCCAAUAUGACAACCAACGAAGAUGCAUGAGCACCGCUGAAUUUCUUAUUAUGUCGCAGUAGGUGACAUUCUUGCCUAACAAUUAUAUAGUUUGCUGUAACGGAAAACUCUUUUUGUUUUCACAUAUCUCUUUAACUAACAUCAGCUUUUGGAUAGCCAUCAAUUAAUAAUCAUGAAUACAGAUACUCUUAUGACAUCUCAUCAUAUACGGGAACGGUUUCUCAGGAAAUUAUGGCACAUUCUUUCUGAAUUCAUUUCCACUUAACUCCAGUCAGCUCUUUUAUUUCUGCUCGGAGUACAUAACUACGUCCUUCAUGCUGCGUGUCUGACAAAACAAAUACAUAAACUCACAGACAAAAAGCCAAACAAAAGACAUUUUGAGUGAAAGAGGUAUUUGAAAGGUGUUUUGUUAAUUUCUGUGGUGGAAGAAACCUUCAAAUCACCAUCAAAUCAAAAGCAAUCACACUUUUCUGCUACAAUUUACUUCAUUUGUAAGAACUGUGUAGAAUGAAACCACUGCAGGGCUCCAGAGCUAUACAGGGACACCAGACACAUCUCGUUAAUCAAUCAUUUUGUGUCAGAUUUUUUAAACUGUUAUAACUCGUCUUCACCUCCACUUGAACACCUUGUUGCAAGUGUUUGCCUAAUUAAAAAAUAUACAUGCAACAG